AUGAAAGUAAGCAGGCAGACAACACCCUAACACUUGUCCACAACUGUUCAGUCAGUCAGUGUGUGUAUCAACAUGGCAAAGGCAACUUUAGGUCAGGAUCCCUUCUGCUGUUCAAUCUGUCUGGAUCUACUGAAGGAUCCAGUGACUACUGCCUGUGGACACAGUUACUGUAGGGGCUGUAUUAAGGGCUGCUGGGUUCAGGAAGAUCUGAAAGGUGUCUACAGCUGUCCACUGUACAUGGAAAGCUUCAUCCCAAGACCUGUUAGAGUCCCGCUUUCAAGGAGCGGGACUCUAACCCGGAAGCUUAUAAGAAAUCCCGCUAUGCCCUCCGACGAACCAUCAAACAGGCAAAGCUUCAAUACAGGACUAAGAUCGAAUCGUACUACACCGGCUCCGACACUCGUCGGAUGUGGCAGGGCUUGCAAAUUAUUACAGACUACAAAGGGAAGCACAGCCGCGAGCUGCCCAGUGACACGAGCCUACCAGACGAGCUAAAUUACUUCUAUGCUCGCUUCGAGGCAAGUAACACUGAAACAAGCAUGAGAGCAUCAGCUGUUCCGGACGACUGUGUGAUCACGCUCUCCGUAGCCGAUGUGAGUAAGACCUUUAAACAGGUCAACAUUCACAAGGCCGCAGGGCCAGACGGAUUACCAGGACGUGUACUCCAAGCAUGCGCUGACCAUCUGGCAAGUGUCUUCACUGACAUUUUCAACCUCUCCCUGUCUGAGUCUGUAAUACCAACAUGUUUCAAGCAGACCACCAUAGUCCCUGUGCCCAAGAACACUAAGGUAACCUGCCUAAAUGACUACCGACCCGUAGCACAGUCAUUUGUAACCAUGAAGUGCUUUGAAAGGCUGGUCAUGGCUCACAUCAACACCACUAUCCCAGAAACCCUAGACCCACUCCAAUUUGCAUACCGCCCCAACAGAUCCACAGAUGAUGCAAUCUCUAUUGCGCUCCACACUGCCCUUUCACACCUGGACAAAAGGAACAGCUAUGUGAGAAUGCUAUUCAUUGACUACAGCUCAGCGUUCAACACCAUAGUGCCCUCAAACCUCAUCACUAAGCUAAGGACCCUGGGACUAAACACCUCCCUCUGCAACUGGAUCCUGGACUUCCUGACGGGCCGCACCCAGGUGGUAAGGGUAGGUAACAACACAUCCGCCAUGCUGAUCCUCAACACGGGGGCCCCUCAGGUGCGCGUGCUCAGUCCCCUCUUGUACUCCCUGUUCACUCAUGACUGCAUGGCCAGGCACGACUCAAACACCAUCAUUAAGUUUGCUGAUGACACAACAGUGGUAGGCCUGAUCACUGACACCGACGAGACAGCCUAUAGGGAGGAGGUCAGAGACCUGGCCGUGUGGUGCCAGGACAACAACCUCUCCCUCAACGUGAUAAAGACAAAGAAGAUGAUUGUGGACUACAGGAAAAAGGACAGAGCACCCUUUUACACUGCUGCUACUCUCUGUUUAUUAUCUACGCAUAGUCACUUUAAUAACUCUACCUACAUGUACAUAUUACCUCAAUUACCUCGACUAACCGGUGCCCCAGCACAUUGACUCGGUACCAGUAACCCCUGUAUAUAGCCUAGCUAUUGUUAUUUUUACUGCUGCUCUUCAAUUAUUUGUUACUUUUAUUUCGUAUUAUUUUAUAUUGUAUUUUUUUGUGAUUUUCUUUAGUGGUGUUCUUUCUUAAAACUGCAUUGUUGGUUAAGGGCUUGUAAGUAAGUAUUUCACUGUAAGGUCUACACCUGUUGUAUUCGGUGCAUGUGACAAAUACAAUUUGAUUUGAUUUGUUUUGAGGAAAAACAUCUUGUUGGCUGAAUUAAUGGAGAAACAGAAGAAGACAGGAUUCAAAUCUGCUCCUCCAGCUCUCUGUUAUGCUGGACCUAGAUAUGUGGAGUGUGAUUUCUGCACUAGGAGGAAACUCAAAGCUGUCAAGUCCUGCCUGGUGUGUCUGGCAUCUUACUGUGAGACUCACCUCCAGCCUCACUAUGAAGCCUUUAAGAAGCACAAGCUGGUCAAAGCCUCCACACAACUACAGGAGAAGAUCUGCUCUCAUCAUGACAAACCACUGGAGGUUUACUGCCAUACCGAUCAGCAGUGUAUCUGUUAUCAGUGUAUAAUGGAUGAACAUAAAGGCCAUGAUACAGCUACAGCAGAAAGGACUGAGAAACAGGUAAGGAUGAUAACUCCACUGUAAAACAUAAUAGAUCUGCAUUUAGACAUUUGUUAAUCUCUUUACGACAUAUUGUUGAUGUACCUCAUAUCAAAUGGAAGUGUUUUAUGUCAAAGGUGAUAUAACUGGAAGAGCGAGAAAAACAUCCAACGCCCAGAGAUGUCAAAGUACUUAAACAAAAUUGCCUGAUUAUAUUGUUGCAGUAAUUUGUUGACUCUCAUAAGUAAUAAUAAGUUGACACAUCACAAAAUGCAAUCAUUAUGGUGUUAUAUUUCCAAAAUCUCAAGAACGCAUAGACAUAUCUCCUUCUUUUGGCUGCAUCUCUGCGUCUGAGGUUUGAAGGACUAUCCUAUUUCACAUAAAUAUCAUGGAAGGAGCCGUUACAAAGUCUUGUCACCAUUCUCUGCAGAAACAGUUGGGGGAGAAUCAUCAGAAAUCCCAGCAGAGAAUCCAGCAGAGCGAGAAGAAGAUGAAGAAGCUGGGACAGGCGGUGGUCUCUCUGAAGGUGAGUGUUGGGAAUAUCUAUAUUUAAAUUAAAUAUAUAUUCACAUGUUGAAAAUGUUCAGGUUGUCUGGGUCCUGGUGAGAACUGAGUGAAUAGGAAAAGGCUAUAUGGACCCUCCUGACCAGCAAACCAAUAUUACAUUUCAGAAUUGGUUAAAAUUAGUUUAGGGUCAGGGUAAAGGGUUUGGUGUAAGGUUAGGGUUAAGGUAAGGAUCAGUUUUAGAUGUUGUCUAGUCAAUGGGAUGCUGGAAAGAAAAGUCCUUAUAGUCUCUCCUGAGUGAAUAGGCUGUAUUAAAUGUGUUCUAACAGCGCUCUGCACAGGUAGCGGUGGAGGACAGUGAGAGGAUUUUUACUGAGCUGAUCUGUUCCAUUGAAAGAAGGAACUCUGAGGUGAAGGAGCAGAUAAGAGCCCAGGAAAAUGCUGAAGUGAGUCGGGCUAAAAAGCAACUGAAGCAGCUGGAGCAGGAGGUCGCUGAGUUGAGGAGGAAAGAUGCUUAGCUGGAGCAGCUUUCACACACGGAGGAUCACAUCCAUUUCCUCCAGGUGACAUCAGUCUGUCUACAUAAGCAAACAAAUCUAAAAUAACUUAUAAACUUUAGAUAACACAUCUCUACAUUUCUGUUUUUCAACCUGUUUCUCUCUGUAGGGUUUUCAGUCUCUCUGUGUCCCUCAUCGAUCUGAUGCCUUACCCAACAUAUCGGUCAAUCCACACAUCUCUUUUCAUUUUGUGUAGAAGUUUGUAUCUAAAGUGACAGAACAACUGGAGGAUAUCUGCAAGAAGGAAAUUGUCAAACUAUCAUGGGAAGGUAGGUGGGAAGUAGCAAAUAGACUUGUACUUUACGUGCCUCAAAUUUAGCAAUAGUGGUUACCUUGAAUGAAUGUUGAUCCAUAGAGUUGACUGUAGUAAUCCUUUGUAUCUUGUUUGUGGUUUCUUGCAUUCAUUUGCAUUGGUUUGAUUGUGGUAAGAACAGUGCACCAUUCACACUCACCAUACAUUCAAACACCUGUGUCUUUAUAGAUCACCUGAUGUGUGUUUACCACCACCAUCUGUCUGCCCCUAGUUGUCUGGAGUGUAAUUGCCCGAAUAAUACCACAUUAUAAAAUACACCCAAAUUUGCUCCAACAAUUAUUAUUAUGGGGACUUUCAUUUCAAUCUUCUGGGUUACUGCAUUUUACAUUUACAUUUUAGUCAUUUAGCAGACGCUCUUAUCCAGAGCGACUUACAGGAGCAAUUAGGGUUAAGUGCCUUGCUCAAGGGCACAUUAACGUCAUUUAGCAGACGCUCUUAGCCAGAGCGACUCACAAAUUGGUGCGUUCACCCUAUAGCCAGUGGGAUAACCACUUUACAAUUUGGGGGGGGGGGGGGGGGGGUUAGAAGGAAUACUUUAUCCUAUCCCAGGUAUUCCUUAAAGAGGUGGGGUUUCAAAUGUCUCCGGAAGGUGGUGAGUGACUCCGCUGUCCUGGCGUCGUGAGGGAGCUUGUUCCACCAUUGGGGUGCCAGAGCAGCGAACAGUUUUGACUGGGCUGAGCGGGAGCUAUGCUUCCGCAGAGGAAGGGGAGCCAGCAGGCCAGAGGUGGAUGAACGCAAUGCCCUCGUUUGGGUGUAGGGACUGAUCAGAGCCUGAAGGUACAGAGGUGCCGUUCCCCUCACUGCUCCAUAGGCAAGCACCAUGGUCUUGUAGCGGAUGCGAGCUUCAACUGGAAGCCAGUGGAGUGUGCGGAGGAGGGGGGUGACGUGAGAGAACUUGGGAAGGUUGAACACCAGACGGGCUGCGGCAUUCUGGAUGAGUUGUAGGGGUUUAAUGGCACAGGCAGGGAGGCCAGCCAACAGCGAGUUGCAGUAGUCCAGACGGGAGAUGACAAGUGCCUGGACCAGGACCUGCGCCGCUUCUGAGGAAUGGAUACAUAAACCUGUGAUUGAAAUAACUGUCCAAACACCAACUAUCAAGCUGACUUAAAUCAAUCAGUCCAUCUCUCCCUUAGCACCUCCCUCUGACUACUUCAUGGAUGCCAUUCCACAGACUUCUUAUUACAAUACCAACCAAUUGGCACAGCGGAGACCCAGCCCUUGCUGGAUAACCCAACAACCAUAUUUUCACAACAUGCAAGCGACCUUCAGCACAAUGAGGCCCACCGUGCCUCCCAUGGUGUACCCUCAUCGCAUGGACGCCCAGGCUGCAGCUGCUGCAACCCCAGUGCACAUGCCUCAGUACAAGUAUGCUGCAGGAGUGUGCAACCCUCAGCAGCACAUUAAUACACUUCCCCAGGUUGUUAAGCAGCAGCCUGUUGUCCAUGUGCAGGACCAGGGGCCUCUGGCUGCUGCUCCUCCUCAGGAACAGAGGGAAAUGCUGGGUCAACGCCUCUUCCCGCUCAUCCAGAACAUGCAACCCAGUCUGGCAGGAAAGAUCACUGGCAUGUUGCUGGAGAUUGACAACUCUGAGCUACUCUACAUGUUGUAG
Molecule: messenger RNA, 5140 nt
Organism: Coregonus sp. 'balchen'
Lineage: Eukaryota; Metazoa; Chordata; Actinopteri; Salmoniformes; Salmonidae
Source: the annotation of a GenBank genome assembly